This is a messenger RNA of Laccaria bicolor S238N-H82, 2070 nucleotides long. RefSeq lists its product as uncharacterized. Lineage: Eukaryota; Fungi; Basidiomycota; Agaricomycetes; Agaricales; Hydnangiaceae. Gene Ontology annotation, cellular component: nucleus. The record is from RefSeq and is a predicted model, not a curated record. The transcript is spliced from 14 exons. The coding region runs from base 1 to 2070 and encodes 689 amino acids. Gene Ontology annotation, biological process: rRNA processing.
AUGCCAAAAAGCUCCAAGAAGAAAAAGGACAAGGCCGCAGAUUUCUCGAAAGCGAAGUUGAAGCUUGGAAAGGGCAAACAAGCUGCGAGCAAUGCCAUUGACACCUCAUUUAAAGCUCGAUCGAUAAAUUUGCCCACUCAAAGCAUCACAAAUAAUAAAAACGCAGACAUCCCUUCAACCAAGAGACGUCUAACCUUCGACGACCUUCUUGCACACCUCAAACACUACAGCCCGGGAACUCGGAAAGAUGCGAUUAUAGGACUCCGAGAACUCUUGGAGGGUCACAACGAGCUUGUCGAGUCGUCGUUGACACCGCUGCUAAACGCACUUGUCCGCCUGAUUGGAGAUGAAGAUGCCGGCGUACGCAAAAAUUUACUAUCCUUCUUCUCAUGGCUAUUUCCAAGAGUUGAUGUGGAACAUAUUUUACCCCAUUCUUCGAUGCUCCUUUUAUUCACUACUUCCGCGCAAACGCACAUCUUUCCGGAAAUUCGAAUCGACGCAGUGCGAUUCCUCGACAUCUUUCUGGAAUAUGUUCCACAGUUGGUAAUUUCGGGUUGGCGUGAAGGUGGCAAAGGAAAUGGAAGCCGCGUCUUGGAAGGUUAUCUGGGGAUACUAAAUGCGGGAACCAGAUUUGGUGAAACUGAUGGACCUUUGAAGGCGACCUCAACGGCAAGCGUGGUUCUAACUCCAGCCUCAAAACUUGUCGUUCUUCGAUCUCUGUCCACAUUUCUGAUCCACGCUCUGACGCCCACAGGGGAUUUCCCAAAGUCGUGCCGCGCACUUUUUGAUCCUUCAAAUCCAACUCAAGCAUGGUAUCUGAAAAAUGCGUUUUCUUCUGAAGACGCAUAUCAUACGUUCGAGAGACUCCUACAACCGUCUCUCCAAGCUGGGAGUAAAAGGCAUCCAGCGCGAGCUUGGGAAGCUGAGGUGGAUGAAGGUGACGACUUUAUAAUUCCGGCGGGUCUUUGGGCUAGGCCUUGCUGGACACUCGAUGAACUAAUGAAUAGCAUUGAAUGUUCGGCUGUGGAGGCAGAGGGCCAUGACUCUCCCGAAGUCUCCGUGUUGUCUUUCGUCUCGCGUAUUGCCCAAACAUUGCAUUCUACCCUCGUUGCCACGUUUCUUGAUUGUGCACCGACCGUCUUUUCGCCAGGCAGUACUCCAUCCGAGGUAGAAACACAGCUGGUGGUGACGAUAGCCCGGAUUACUCACACCUUAUAUGAACCAAUAUUGCAAUCGUCUUUAGCCAAACAAAACGAUGUCGACAAUUUGUCGAGCCUUGUUGGUUAUAUGACGCCUUACUUUCCAUCAACGGGCGGUGCAGAUGGCAAGUUUGAUCGAGCAUGCGAAGAAUUCAAUCUCAUAUUCUGCGAACUCACGUCCCUACUUCUCAAUGCCCCCGAUAAUUCCUUCUCUAAACACCAGAAACGGAGAUCACAAAAUCCGAAUCCAUCCCACAAACGUCCGCAACGAGACCAAGUGUUGUCAAGUCAAACUUCCAGAGUGAGCGACUACGUUAUUCGUCGCCUGCGCGGGCAGUCCGACUCUCCCUCACAAAUUGGCCAUGUGCUUGGAGCUUCAGCAUACGUCUCUUUAUUGCCGACCAUUUGGGCAUUGAUCAACAAACCUUUGCCAAGAGACACAACGACAAACGAAGUCUUGUGUACUGUCAUUGACCAUGCUCUCAACUUAUCAUCCAAGUCUCCAUGCAAGAGAUUGACUGUCGAGUUUGUUGCCCGUUUAAUCUUGCUUAGCAGCGCUCCACAAUAUCAUGGUAACAUGAGAGUUGGAAGAGAUGUUGUAGAGGAUCAGAAAUUUGAAACGUGGCUAACCCACCUUCCUCAAGUUCUUUGGGAAAUCGGUGCCAGCAAUUUGCUAUCGACCGAGACGGUGCUCCGCGUGCUUCUGCGUAUUUUGCAGCGGCGAUCGAAGCUAGUCCACGAUAAGACUAUUGCAUCACUUGGAUCAAGACUCGCUCCAUUCUUCAGUAUCAGCCAUUCAGUUCGAGGACAUCUGGCUGGACCUUAUCGCAACCUUCCUGCUCAAUCCGCUAUUCGCAGACAAGCGUUGUGA